Molecule: messenger RNA, 3163 nt
Organism: Vicia villosa (hairy vetch)
Lineage: Eukaryota; Viridiplantae; Streptophyta; Magnoliopsida; Fabales; Fabaceae
Product: pentatricopeptide repeat-containing protein At1g08070, chloroplastic-like
Exons: 1
Coding region: 417-2228 (603 amino acids)
Biological process (GO): RNA modification
Molecular function (GO): RNA binding; protein binding
Source: RefSeq, a predicted model, not a curated record
UUUUUCCUCAAAUAUUAGUACUAACGAUUGAAAUCCAAUUCAAAAUUCUAAACAAAAUCAAAUCAAAGAACAUUCAAGAAAUAAAUGGAAAGCAAAUUCUAUGAUGCGACAUGAGCUAAAAUUAUAAGUCAACAGUCAACACCAAUAACUUCACAACCCAAAUUCAAAUUUGCUUUCUCCUUCAUGCCUUUCAAAAAUGAGUUCACACGUUCCCCUCUUUGUUAUAAAGUUUCAUCAAUUAAAUAUAAACGAACAUGCUUGCAAACCGGUUCAGACUGAACCGGUCCAAACUCAAACCAAGAAUUAAUCGGCGUUGUUAGUAGUGAAAGUCUGAAGAGGAACCAGGAUACCAGGUAAUACUAUAACCACCAUUGAUUUAUCUUUAUUACAAAAUCUACGGCUACAAAUGCUCCCUGAUGGUGGAGCCUUUAAGUAAGGUUGUGUUAAAUCCAAUUCAGAGAAUCAUAGAAGAAAAACUGAUCACUCUAUUGCGUUCAUGUAAAACCUGCGAACGUCUCCACCAGAUUCAAUCCCAAAUAGUAACCCAUGGACUCCAACACAACCAUUUCGUCGCACCCAGUUUCAUCACAACGUGUUCUCGACUCAGACGAAUGCACCAUGCACGAAAACUGUUUGAUCAAAUUCCCGAACCAAAUACUGCUACCUGGAACGUUAUGUUCCGUGGUUACUCCCAAAAUGAACGUCACCGUGACGCUGUUGUUUUGUUCGGGAAACUGAACCGUGCUGCUGCGAUGCCGAAUUGCUUCACGUUUCCGAUGAUCAUUAAGUCAUGUGCGAAGUCGAAAGGUUUUGUAGAAGGUGAAGAAGUUCAUUGUUGUGCUGUGAAGUGCGGGUUUAAGUCGAAUUCAUUUGUGGCUACUUCGUUGAUUGAUAUGUACUCGGUAAAGGGUUGUAUUGAAGAUGCUUAUAAAGUGUUUGGUGAAAUGCGUGAGAGGAAUGUUGUUGUUUGGACUGCUAUUAUAAGCGGUUAUAUAUCUUGUGGUGAUGUGGCUUUUGGGAGAAGACUUUUUGAUCUAGCGCCUGAGCGGGAUGUUGUAAUGUGGAGCAUUUUGAUUUCGGGUUACAUUGAAAUGAAGAAUAUGGUUGUUGCAAGAGAGCUUUUUGAUAAGAUGCCGAAUCGGGAUACGUUGUCGUGGAAUGCUAUGUUAAACGGUUAUGCUGCUAAUGGGGAUGUUGAGUUGUUUGAGAAGAUGUUUGAUGAAAUGCCGGAAAGGAAUGUAUAUUCUUGGAAUGGACUAAUUGGCGGUUAUGUAAAAAAUGACCUUUUUUCGGAUGCUUUGAAAACAUUUAAGCGGAUGUUGGUUGAGGGUCAUGUGGUACCUAACGAUUUCACGCUUGUGGCUGUGUUGUCUGCGUGUUCGAGAUUGGGAGCACUUGAUAUGGGGAAGUGGGUGCAUGUCUAUGCAGAGAGUAUUGGGUAUAAAGGAAACUUGUUUGUUGGGAAUGCUUUGAUUGAUAUGUAUGCAAAAUGUGGUGUUAUUGAAAAUGCGGUUGUCGUGUUUAACUCUUUGGAUAGAAAAGAUAUAAUUAGUUGGAACACUAUCAUUAAUGGACUAGCCAUACAUGGACACGCGCCCGACGCGUUGAGUGUGUUUGGUAGGAUGAAGAGUGAGGGAGAAGAACCGGAUGGGGUUACGUUUGUUGGAAUAUUGUCUGCUUGUACUCAUAUGGGUUUGGUUAAAGAUGGUUUUUUGUAUUUCAAAUCAAUGGUGGAUGAUUAUUCUAUUGUGCCUCAAAUUGAGCAUUAUGGAUGUAUGGUUGAUUUGCUUGGAAGAGCUGGUCUUUUAGACAAAGCAUUGAGUUUUAUAAGAAAUAUGCCAAUGGAACCUGAUGCUGUUAUUUGGGCUGCAUUACUAGGGGCAUGUAGGAUAUACAAGAAUGUUGAGAUAGCUGAAUUGGCUCUGCAGAGGCUCAUAGAACUUGAACCGAAAAACCCUGCAAAUUUCGUCAUGCUUUCGAACAUAUAUAAGGACUUGGGAAAAUGGGAAGAUGUUGCUAGAUUGAAGACUGCAAUGCGAGAUACUGGGUUUAGGAAGUUGCCAGGAUGUAGUGUUAUUGAGUGUAAUGAUAGUGUGGUGGAAUUUUAUUCAUUAGAUGAGAGACAUUCAGAAACAGAAAGUAUAUAUACGAUAUUGAAGGGAUUGACAGUGUUGUUGAGAUCACAUGGAUAUGUUCCAAAUCUCACGGAUGUUGCUCAAAGAAUCUGAAUGAUAGGAUAGGAGUUAUGAGUGAAUAAGUGUAAUCACUUAUUUGUUCUUGCUAAACCGAAUAUUCUCUCCGCGCCACUGUAGAUACUAUAAUGGAUGAUAAAGUUCUCCUUCAAGAAUUUUAGCUUUGCAGCCUUUUCCGGAUUGAAUUCAAACUCUUGUUCUCUAGUGAAGAUGGCAGAAACUCAGAUUAUUUCAUCAAAGUGCUUUUGGAUUGAAUAGUCAACUCUUUAUGAAGUGCCUCUUACAGUCCGACUUCUUUAUGGGACUUGUUUUAAAAAUCGAUUUUUUGGCCUCUGAAAUGAUGAAAAUAAUGCAUGCAAAAUCUCUAUGAAUAUCUAUCGGAAAGGAAAAUUUCCCAAAAUUUAUCCUAACUCACUCAUGGGAUGUUUAUAGAAUUCGUAAAAGUUACACUUGGUAUAAGAAAUAUUACUAACACAAGACCACUUUCAAACCUUCAGUUUUAUAUUCCAACCUAAAUUCAAAACACUUGGUUUAGCUCCGUUAAAAAUUAUCUCGUUCCUAUAACAUCAAAUACAUCACAACACAGCUAACCAAAUACCACAAGCUUUAUCUUUCAAAACUCCCACUUUGCUACACUCCGUUAACCAUAAACCCAAACUGUUAGAGAGAGUACCUCCUGAUAGAACAUAGGUAAGAUAGAGAAUAUUAUUUUAUUAAUGAAUGUGAAAACAUAAUGAAUUUCCAGAGCUACUGCUCUUCAGUCAGAAAAAGAAUUCUCUCACUGUCCAACCAUAAUAUGAAAACAGAAAGUAAAAAUAAUGAUACUAGUUAUUGCCCCAUACACUCCUUGUUAGACGCUGGCCUAAGGAUCUAGAGGGGGGGUGAAUAGAUCCUACACAGUUUUUCCGGAAUUUUUACAGACUAUAGCGAAAGCGGUUCUGAAUCGACUUGCGUCUAUUCCGGACCGCUAU